Acanthamoeba castellanii str. Neff is the source of this 1983-nucleotide messenger RNA. Its product is annotated as glycogen synthase Gsy1, putative. Gene Ontology annotation, biological process: glycogen biosynthetic process. Gene Ontology annotation, molecular function: alpha-1,4-glucan glucosyltransferase (UDP-glucose donor) activity. Gene Ontology annotation, cellular component: cytoplasm. The transcript has 11 exons. The coding region runs from base 1 to 1983 and encodes 660 amino acids. Lineage: Eukaryota; Discosea; Longamoebia; Acanthamoebidae. The record is from RefSeq and is a predicted model, not a curated record.
AUGCAGCAGCCACCAGCACGUCGCUAUUCCAUGGACCGGUUCGCGAGCGAGCUCGACUUCACCGACACGAGGCCGGUGCUGUUCGACGUCGGGUGGGAGGUGGCCAAGAAGGUGGGCGGCAUCUACACCGUGCUCAAGUCCAAGUCGCCCAUCACGGUCGAGGAGUUCGGCGGCCGCUACGCGCUGGUCGGCCCCUACAACCAGGCCACCGCCGCCACCGAGAUGGAGGAGAUGGAGCCCGGCCCGCUCUUCGGCCCCGUCAUCGCCCGCCUCCGCGAGCGCUACGGCAUCAUCGUUCACUUUGGCAAGUGGCUCGUCGACGGUUAUCCCAAGGUGCUCCUGAUCGACGUGAACAGCUCGAUGCAUGAGCUGGACAAGUGGAGGGGCGAGCUCAUGGGCGGCUGGGACGUGCCCGGCGACUUCGAGUGCAACGACGGCAUCGUGUUCGGCUACCAGACGGCGCUGUUGAUCAGGGAGUUCACCCAGAUCUACCGCGACAUCCGUCUCAUCGCCCACUUCCACGAGUGGCAGGCCGCCGUGGGCCUCAUCGUCGCCCGCAUUUGGAACGUCAAGUUCGCCAGCAUCUUCACCACCCACGCCACCCUCCUCGGCAGGUUCUUGGCCUCUGGCGGCGUGGACCUGUACAAUCAGAUCGCGCAGAUCAACGUCGACUCCGAAGCCUCCCGCCGCGGCAUCUACCACCGCCACUGGAUCGAACAGCGCGCCGCCCAGGAAUGCCACGUAUUCACGACGGUGUCGGAGAUCACGGCCUACGAGGCCGAGCGGAUCCUGCGGCGGCGCGCGGACGUGAUCGUGCCCAACGGUCUCCAGGUGAAGAAGUUUACGGCGCUCCACGAGUUCCAGAACCUGCACGCCAAGUACAAGGAGGUGAUCCACGAGUUCGUGCUGGGCCACUUCUACGGCCACUACAACUUCGACCUCGACAACACGGUCUACUUCUUCACCUCGGGCCGCCACGAGUACUUCAACAAGGGCGUCGACAUGUUCAUCGACGCGCUGGCCGGCCUCAACUACCUCCUCAAGCAGCGAGGGUCCAACAUCACCGUCGUCGCCUUCAUCAUCAUGCCCGCCCCGACCAACAACUUCAACGUCGAGUCCCUCAAAGGCCAGUCGUUGAUCAGGGAUCUGAAGCGUACGACGACGCACGUGGUGGAGAAGCUGUCCGACCGCAUUUUCGAGGCCACGGCCCGCGGCCAGAUGCCCGACGUCAACGAUCUCCUCAAGGAGGAGGAAAUCGUGAUGUUGAAGAGGCGCAUCUACACGGUGAAGCAGCGUAACAUCUACCCGCCCAUCGUCACCCACAACAUGAUCAACGAGGGCAAGGACGAAAUCCUGAACCACCUGAGGCGCGUCAAGCUGUGGAACGACCCCGCCGACCGAGUCAAGGUGAUCUACCACCCGGAGUUCCUGUCGUCGACUUCGCCGCUCAUUCCGCUGGACUACCCCGACUUCGUGCGCGCCUGCCACCUCGGCAUCUUCCCCUCCUACUACGAGCCGUGGGGUUACACGCCCGCUGAGUGCACGGUGCUCGGUGUGCCCUCGAUCACCACCAACUUGUCCGGUUUCGGUAACUACGUGCAUACCAACAUCGAGGACCACGACUCCAAGGGUCUGUUCAUCGUCGACAGGCGCUUCAAGGCGCCCAAUGAGACGGUCGACCAGAUCAUCGACAUUCUCUGGAAGUUCUGCCAGCUCGACCGCAGGCACAGGAUUGAGCUGCGCAACCGCUGCGAGCAGAUGUCGCAGAUGCUGGACUGGAAGAACCUGGGCAAGGCCUACCAGGAGGCCCGCCACCUCGCCCUCGAGAGGGUCUACGGCCCCGUCGACCAGCCCGACAUCGGCGCCCUCAAAAUGUGCGCCCCCCCCCCUUCGUCACAAAUGUGCGGUGUGUGCGGUGUGUGCGGUGUGUGUCUGACUGAAAUGCAACGUUGCGUGGUGGUUGAUAUGUGUAGCAGCUCGUAA